CUUCCCAAAGUUGCAAAACAUGGCUACCUUGCCUGCCGAGCCGAGUGCGGGGCCGGCGGCUGCAGCCGAGGAGGAGGAGGACGAGGACGAGGACGAGGCGCGCCAGCUCCUGCAGACUUUGCAAGCGGCCGAGGGUGAGGCGGCGGCGGCGGCAGCAGCCGGGGCCGGGGCGGGCGAAGCGACGGCGGGAACGGAGAACUCGGGGUCCCCAGGUAUCCCCGGAUCGUCCCCGCAGGAGGCCGCCGCCGCCGCUGAGCCGUCCACGGGCCUCCGCUUCUCGCCCGAGCAGGUGGCGUGCGUGUGCGAGGCGCUGCUCCAGGCGGGCCACGCCGGCCGCCUGAGCCGCUUCCUGGGCGCUCUGCCCCCGGCCGAGCGCCUACGUGGCAGCGAUCCGGUGGUGCGCGCGCGGGCCCUGGUGGCUUUCCAGCGGGGCGAGUACGCCGAGCUCUACCGGCUGCUCGAGAGCCGCCCGUUCCCCGCCGCGCACCACGCCUUCCUGCAGGACCUCUACCUGCGCGCGCGCUACCACGAGGCCGAGCGCGCCCGCGGCCGGGCGCUGGGCGCCGUGGACAAGUACCGGCUGCGGAAGAAGUUCCCGCUGCCCAAGACCAUCUGGGACGGCGAGGAGACGGUGUACUGCUUCAAGGAGCGCUCGCGCGCCGCGCUCAAGGCCUGCUACCGCGGCAACCGCUACCCCACGCCCGACGAGAAGCGCCGCCUGGCCGCGCUCACCGGCCUCUCGCUCACGCAGGUCAGCAACUGGUUCAAGAACCGGCGGCAGCGCGAUCGCACCGGGGCGGCCGGCGGCGCGCCCUGCAAAAGCGAGUCUGAUGGGAACCCCACCACCGAGGACGAAUCCAGCCGCAGUCCUGAGAACCCGGACAGGGGCGUGGCCCCCGCAGCCGCCGAGGCCCCCACCCAGAACUCCAUCUUCCUGACUGGGGCCAGCCCCCCCACUGCCGGCGCCCCCUCCUCCAUCUUGGUGAACGGGGGCUUCCUGGCGGCCGCGGCGGGCAGCUCUCCGGCCGUGCUCCUCAACGGCAGCCCGGUCAUCAUCAACAGCCUGGCCCUGGGUGAAGCCUCAGGCCUGGGCCCCCUGCUGCUCACCCCUCCCCCGCAGCCCAGUGCCCAGGGUGCCAGCCAGCCCAAGGCUGCCCUGGUCUUGGACCCUCAGACUGGAGAGGUUCGGCUGGAGGAACCCCAACCUGAAGCCCCCGAGACCAAAGGGGCUCAGGCGGCUGCUUCGGGACCAGCCGGAGAGGAGGCCCCGGGGUCCCUGCCCCAAGUGGUGCCCGGACCCCUCCCGGCUGCCACUUUCCCUCUGCCCCCAGGGCCGGUGCCCACCGUGGCUGCCCCCCAGGUAGUGCCACUCUCCCCAUCCCCCGGCUACCCUGCAAGCCUGGGCCCCACCUCUCAGCUGCUAAACCUGCCCCAGGUGGUGCCCACCUCCCAGGUGGUGACCCUGCCCCAGGCCGUGGGUCCGCUGCAGCUGCUGGCAGCCGGGCCUGGCAGCCCCGUGAAGGUGGCAGCCACAGCCGGCCCUGCCAACGUGCACCUCCUCAACUCCGGGGUGGGCGUCCCCACCCUGCAGCUUCCCACUGCCACGGCCCCAGGCAACUUCCUGCUGGCCAACCCUGUGUCCGGCAGCCCCAUCGUCACCGGGGUGGCCGUGCAGCAGGGCAAGAUCAUCCUCACUGCCACCUUCCCCACCAGCAUGCUGGUCUCCCAGGUCCUGCCCCUGAAGCCAGAGUCUGCCAUCUCCGUCCCCGAGGGAGCCCUCCCGGUGGCCCCCAGCCCAGCCCUCCCAGAGCCCCAUGCACUGGGCACACUAUCCCUGCAGGCCCCGCCGCCGCCGGGCACGGCCACCCCCGCCACCGCCACCACCACUGCCGGCCUGCCCUUCUCCCCAGACUCGGCCAGCCUUCUGCCUGGCUUCCCUGCACCCCCGCCGGAAGGGCUGAUGCUGUCGCCCGCUGCCGUGCCCACCGUGCCUACCGUGCCUGUGUGGCCGGCAGGGCUGGAGCUGAGCACGGGCGCCGAGGGGCUGCUGGACGCGGACAAGGGGCUGGGCACGGGUGCCCACCCUGUGCUCCGGAUGGCCGAGCCCGGCGCGCUGCUCCUGGGGGCCUCGGCAGGGGCUGAGGUGGAGGAGGGGAUGGAGGCCGAGGCCAAGGUGCUGACCCAGCUGCAGUCUGUGCCUGUGGAGGAGCCGCUGGAGCUGUGACCUGCUGGCCACCGUGGCUGCUCCUGACAAUGGUGCUCAAGACACGGGGACCCCCCCCAGAGACGCCCUGUCUCCAAGCAUGGAGGUGCAGGGUGGUGGGAACCCAUUAUGCUGGCCCCAGCUAUAUGGGGGAGCCUCCUGAAUUGAGGCUCUGCCUCCCCCCCCUCUACCUGGAACCAGCUGGGAAUGAAAGACCCUGCCUGAGGCUGCCUCUCCAGGCCUCGGAGCCCGGGCCUCCCGGACUCCAUUAAUAAUUCCACCGAUUGCCGGCAUUCUCAGAACUGCGUGGAACCUGCACACGGAAGACAGCUCCCGGCGGGAGAAAAGCUAGUCUGUGAGGUGGAAGGGGGGUUCACCCCACCCCUGCACCUGAACUCAAAUCUACAUCCUCACCUCUAGCCCCAGACCAAAGAUUUACUCUCAUCCCGGGGCACCCCUGACCGUGUCUAGUUUGUAUCCUAAAAUCUUUAUUUUUCUAGGUCCGUGUUAUGCUUCCAUCUCAA
Molecule: messenger RNA, 2727 nt
Organism: Dipodomys ordii (Ord's kangaroo rat)
Lineage: Eukaryota; Metazoa; Chordata; Mammalia; Rodentia; Heteromyidae
Gene: Six5
Product: SIX homeobox 5
Exons: 3
Coding region: 20-2224 (734 amino acids)
Biological process (GO): regulation of transcription by RNA polymerase II
Cellular component (GO): nucleus; transcription regulator complex
Molecular function (GO): RNA polymerase II cis-regulatory region sequence-specific DNA binding; DNA-binding transcription factor activity, RNA polymerase II-specific
Source: RefSeq, a predicted model, not a curated record